AUACAAUGCUUACACUGCCGUGAAUACCAUCGUGUUCACGACGUUUUAAAUAUCCGGGUUUUUUAAAGAAUUAUUUCAUAUUUGUUAAAGAGUUAAGUUUCUAAGAAUUAAUUAAUUGUUUUCGAUAAAAAGUGAUAAGAAAAUUUUAAUACUUGUUAUAUUUUGUUAAAUGCGUGUACAUGUUUUUUAACAUGGCACCAGCCCCAAUACGUGAAAAAUGCUUUUUACUGCUUGAGGAUGGGACGAUUCUUUCGGGAGAACAUUUCGGUGCCAAAAAACCGGUUAAUGGCGAAGUUGUUUUUCAAACUGGAAUGGUAGGAUAUCCAGAAUCUUUAACAGAUCCAAGUUACCAUUCACAAAUUCUAGUGCUUACAUAUCCAAUAAUCGGUAAUUAUGGUGUUCCAGGAGAUCAAAAAGAUGAAAAUGGUUUGCCAUAUUGGUUCGAGUCAAACCGAAUUUGGGCAACAGGAUUGGUCGUGGGUGAAUACUGCGACUACCCAAGCCAUUGGCGAAAUUCAAAAACUUUAUCCAAAUGGAUGGAACAAGAGGGAAUUGUGGGUAUCUCCGGAAUUGAUACAAGAUCGUUAACUCAGAUAAUUCGAGAAAAAGGAACGAUUUUGGGUAAAAUAAUAUUUCAACUGCCGAAUAGUCACGAAUUAUUUGUCGAUCCCAACCUAACAAAUUUAGUGGAGGAUGUUUCUGUUAAAGAAGUUGUAACAUACAAUCCAAACGGAUCUCCGCGUAUCUGCGUAGUGGAUUGUGGAUUAAAAUUCAAUCAACUCCGGUGUUUAAUUAAAAGAGGGGCUAGGGUAGAUGUUGUUCCUUGGAAUCAUAAAUUAAAUGUUGAUGAUUAUGAUGGUCUUUUCUUAAGCAACGGCCCCGGUGAUCCAUCUAUGUGCAACAUUACAAUUGAAAAUCUAAAAUUUAUCGUUAAUGGAUCAAAAAUUAAACCAAUUUUUGGAAUCUGCCUAGGACAUCAAUUGUUAUCAUCAGCUAUAGGCUGUAAAACAUACAAAAUGCGUUAUGGCAACCGUGGACAUAAUUUACCUUGCAUUCACACAGACACCGGAAGAUGUUAUACAACAUCUCAAAAUCAUGGAUUUGCAGUAAAUUCAGAUAAUUUACCCGCCGGUUGGAAGGUUCUUUUUUACAAUGCAAACGAUAAAACAAACGAGGGUAUAAUUCACGAAUCCUUGCCAUACUUCAGUGUUCAAUUUCAUCCUGAACAUACUGCUGGACCUGAAGAUUUAGAAUGCCUUUUCGAUGUUUUCAUAGAAACCACUCGAUUAUAUCUUUCAUCAUCGUUCGUUAAUAUUAAAGAUCACCUUACAAAAACGUUAAGAUACGAUCCUGUUUAUCAACUGAUUAAUGAUCAUCCUAGAAAAGUAUUAAUAAUUGGUUCUGGUGGGUUAUCCAUCGGUCAAGCUGGUGAAUUUGAUUAUUCUGGGUCGCAAGCAAUAAAAGCAUUAAAAGAAGAAAACAUUAAAACGGUAUUGAUUAAUCCUAAUAUUGCGACUGUUCAAACAUCGAAAGGAUUAGCGGAUAAAGUCUAUUUUUUGCCAUUAGUGCCUGAAUACGUCGAGCAAGUAAUCAAAGCUGAAAGACCUGGAGGUGUUCUUUUAACUUUUGGUGGUCAAACAGCAUUAAAUUGCGGGGUGGAACUCCAACGAUUCGGUGUUUUUGAAAAGUACGGUGUAAAAAUUCUUGGAACUCCAAUUCAAGCUAUAAUUGACACAGAAGAUAGAAAAAUAUUCAGUGAAAGAAUAGCUGCGAUUGGCGAGAAAGUAGCUCCUAGUUUAGCUGCGUUCUCUGUACAAGAAGCUCUAGAUGCAGCUGAUAAACUUGGUUAUCCAGUUAUGGCGAGAGCGGCGUUUUCGUUAGGAGGAUUAGGAUCUGGUUUUGCAGACAAUAAAGACGAACUGAAAUUAUUGGCAACUCAGGCAUUAGCUCACUCUAGCCAAUUAAUUAUUGAUAAAUCUUUAAAAGGAUGGAAAGAGGUUGAAUAUGAAGUUGUUAGAGAUGCUUACGAUAAUUGCAUUACCGUUUGCAACAUGGAAAAUGUUGAUCCUUUAGGGAUCCAUACUGGAGAAUCAAUUGUUGUAGCUCCCAGCCAAACAUUAUCAAACAAAGAAUACAACAUGUUGAGAACAACGGCGAUUAAAGUUAUUAGACACCUUGGGAUUGUUGGUGAAUGCAAUAUUCAAUACGCUUUAAAUCCUAACUCAGAAGAGUUCUAUAUUAUUGAAGUUAACGCGAGAUUAUCGAGAAGUUCAGCUUUGGCGAGUAAAGCUACCGGAUAUCCUUUAGCUUAUGUUGCUGCGAAAUUAGGUUUGGGUAUUCCUCUUCCAAAAAUAAAGAAUUCCGUUACUGGAGUUACUACAGCAUGCUUUGAACCAAGUUUGGACUAUUGCGUUGUAAAAAUGCCUCGUUGGGAUCUUAGCAAAUUUUCGAGAGUGAGUACAAAAAUUGGUAGUUCAAUGAAAAGUGUUGGGGAAGUUAUGGCAAUUGGGCGAAGUUUUGAAGAAGCGUUCCAAAAAGCUUUACGAAUGGUUGACGAAUCAGUGGCUGGAUUCGAUCCUUAUUUAAAAAAGGUUUGCGAUGAAGAACUUAAAGAACCUACGGAUAAACGUAUGUUUGUUGUGGCUGCUGCUUUAAAGAGUGGUUAUUCUGUUGAUAAGUUGUACGAUUUAACAAAAAUAGAUAGAUGGUUCUUACAAAAAAUGAAAAAUAUUAUUGAUUAUUUUACCGUUUUGGAAUCAUUUGGUAGGAAUUCAUUGGAACACGAUAUCUUAGUAAAAGCCAAACAAAUGGGGUUUUCUGAUAAACAAAUCGCAUCUGCUGUUAAAAGCACUGAACUUGCUGUUAGAACUAGAAGAAUGGAACAGAAAAUAUUGCCGUUCGUAAAACAAAUUGAUACAGUUGCCGCUGAAUGGCCAGCAAGUACAAAUUAUUUAUAUUUAACAUACUGCGCAAAAACCCACGAUAUUAAAUUUGAUGAGCAACACGUGAUGGUCAUCGGUUCUGGUGUUUAUCGAAUUGGAAGUUCAGUUGAAUUUGAUUGGUGUGCUGUAGGGUGUUUAAGAGAACUUAGAAAUUUACAUAAAAAGACUAUUAUGGUUAAUUAUAAUCCAGAAACGGUCAGUACAGAUUACGAUAUGUCGGAUAGACUUUAUUUUGAAGAAAUAUCGUUUGAAGUUGUCAUGGACAUUUAUAAUUUAGAAAAUCCUACGGGAAUUAUUUUGUCAAUGGGUGGUCAAUUACCCAAUAAUAUCGCAAUGGAUCUUCAUAGACAACAAGCAAGAAUCUUAGGAACCUCACCAGACUCAAUAGACGGCGCAGAAAAUAGAUUCAAAUUUUCAAGAAUGCUCGAUCGCAUCGGAAUUCUCCAACCGCGUUGGAAAGAACUUACAAAUUUAAAAUCUGCGAUUGAAUUUUGCGAAGAAGUUGGUUAUCCAUGCCUAGUUCGACCAUCUUACGUUUUAAGUGGUGCCGCAAUGAAUGUUGCUCAUUCAAACCAAGAUUUAGAAACUUAUCUAAACGCUGCGAGUACAGUAAGCAAAGAAUAUCCAGUUGUAAUUUCAAAAUUCAUCUUGGAAUCGAAAGAGAUUGACGUUGACGCUGUUGCUUGCGAUGGGAUAAUUUUAUGUAUGGCCGUUUCAGAACACGUCGAAAACGCGGGGGUUCACUCGGGAGAUGCUUCUUUAGUUACUCCACCGCAAGAUAUAAAUCCAGAAACCUUAGCAAAAAUUAAAAUUAUUUGCAAAGCAAUCGCUGCAUCAUUGGAAGUUACCGGCCCAUUUAAUAUGCAAUUAAUAGCUAAAGAUAAUAUGCUCAAAGUAAUCGAGUGUAAUGUAAGAGUUUCAAGAUCUUUCCCCUUUGUCUCAAAAACUUUAAAUCAUGAUUUUGUGGCUAUGGCCACCAGAGUAAUCGUCGGAGAGACGGUUGAACCGGUUGAUGUUUUGGGUGGAUGUGGAAAAGUUGGCGUAAAAGUUCCACAAUUUUCAUUCUCAAGAUUAGCGGGCGCCGAUUUUAUGCUUGGAGUUGAAAUGGCAUCUACCGGAGAAGUUGCUUGUUUUGGCGAUAAUAGAUACGAGGCGUAUUUAAAGGCAAUGAUGAGUACCGGAUUUAGUAUCCCUCAAAAAUCGAUUCUUUUAUCAAUUGGAAGUUUUAAGCACAAAGUAGAAUUACUGCCAAGUAUGAGAGCUCUUCAAAAAAUGGGAUAUAAAUUGUACGCCAGUUUAGGAACAGCAGAUUUUUAUAAUGAGCAUGGAGUUGAAGUUGAAUCCGUUCAAUGGACAUUCGACAGCAUAGAUGACAUUACCAGCCAAGGAGAAUUAAAACCAUUAGCCGAAUUCCUUUCAAAAAAACAAUUCGAUUUAGUAAUUAACUUACCAAUGCGCAAUGGUGGUGCAAGACGUGUUUCGUCCUUCAUGACUCACGGUUACAGAACUAGGCGAUUAGCCAUCGAUUAUUCUAUUCCUUUAGUAACUGACGUAAAGUGUACAAAGUUGUUGGUAGAGGCUUUGAGAUUAAUAGGAAAAGAAGCUCCGCUAAUGAAAACUCACUGCGAUUGUAUGACUUCUAAACAAUUAAUAAAACUUCCUGGUUUAAUCGACAUGCAUGUUCAUGUUAGGGAACCUGGGGCUACUUAUAAAGAGGAUUUCGAAAGCUGUACAGCAGCGGCUUUAGCAGGGGGAAUAACAUUAAUUGGAGCAAUGCCGAAUACAAAUCCGGCGAUUGUAGAUACCGCGUCUUUCCAAUUAGCUAAAAAGAUUGCAAAAGAACACUCGAGAUGCGAUUAUGCUUUAUACGUUGGUGCCUCAUCUGAUAAUUUUAAUACAAUCAAUGAGUUAGCGCUAGAUGCGGCUGCUUUAAAAAUGUAUUUGAACGAAACAUUCACCACUUUACGAUUAAAUGAUGUCUCGAUAUGGAUGAAGCAUUUAACUAACUGGCCGAAAAGAUCUCCUUUGUGUGUUCACGCCGAAGGAAGUACUACAGCUAUGGUUCUACUGUUGGCUAAUUCUUGUAAUAGACCAAUACAUGUUUGUCACAUUGCAAGAAAAGAAGAAAUUCUUAUAAUAAAAGCUGCGAAAGAAAAAGGGUUGAAAGUUACUUGCGAGGUUUGUCCCCAUCAUUUAUUUUUGUCAACUGAAGAUAUCCCGAAAUUGGGCAGUAAAAGUGAAGUGCGACCAGUUUUGUGUACCUUAGAAGAUCAACAAGCUUUAUGGGAUAAUAUGAAUAUAAUUGAUUGUUUUGCAACUGAUCAUGCUCCACACACUAUAGAAGAAAAGACUGCUAAAAAACCGUUACCUGGAUUUCCAGGAUUAGAAACUAUCGUGCCAUUACUUCUUAAUGCUGUUAACGAAGGAAGGUUGACCAUCGAAGAUAUUAUCAAUAAGAUGUAUAAAAAUCCAAGAAAAAUCUUUAAUUUGCCCGAUCAACCAAACACUUACAUCGAAGUUGAUUUAAACGAAGAAUGGACAAUUCCCGAAGCCAUGACUUACAGUAAAUGCAAAUGGACUCCGUUUGCUGGUAAAAAAAUUAAAGGAGCUAUCCAUAGAGUUAUUUUAAGAGGAGAAGUUGCAUAUGUUGAUGGUCAAGUAUUAAUACAACCAGGUUAUGGGCAAAACAUUCGAGAAUGUGAUCUAAGAAAACCGAUUAUUACGUUAUCAUUGGAUACAAGCAGACCUUCUUCCGGAUUUGAUCGCCCAAUCUCGCCGGCUGAAAGCGAUGGUCAUACCAACGAAAUGUUCUCCAGACUUCUUUCAGAUCCAGCAAGUCGCGUUCACUUCGCCAGUGAUGAUAACCGAAUGCACAAUAAUAUUUCACCAAUUCCAUUACCAUUCCCUCGUAUAAGAACAGAAAGUUUCUCCAACCAACAUUCUUCCGACAAUGCUCCCCAAACACACAGUCAUGGAUUAACAGGAAAGUGUAUACUAGAUGUCGACAUGUUCAGCAAAGAUCAACUAAACGAUCUUUUUAAUCUUGCUCAAACCUUUAGAGUAUAUGUGAGCAAAGAUCGACAUUUGGAUCAUAUACUUAAAGGAAAAAUCAUGGCGUCUAUGUUUUACGAAGUUAGCACAAGAACUUGUUGUAGUUUUUCUGCGGCUAUGCAAAGAUUGGGAGGUGGUGUUAUUUACAUGGACGAAACUUCUUCUUCUGUGAAAAAAGGUGAAAGUCUCGAAGACUCUGUUGCUACUAUGGCGGGGUAUGCCGAUGUAGUCGUUUUAAGACAUCCUGUUCCAGGAUCAGUUAAGAAAGCAGCCGCUCAUUGUCGUAAGCCAUUAAUAAAUGCUGGCGAUGGUGUUGGAGAACAUCCAACUCAAGCUUUAUUGGAUGUUUUUACAAUUCGCGAAGAAAUCGGUACUGUAAAUGGUUUGACAAUCAGUUUAGUAGGAGAUUUAAAAAAUGGUAGAACCGUACAUUCUUUGGCUCGUCUACUCACGUUGUACAACGUUCAAUUGCGUUACGUUAGUCCGCCGAAUUUAAAAAUGCCUAAGCAUAUUGUAGACUUUGUCGGCUCUAAAAGAAUCCCGCAAGAGGAGCAUGACAACCUUGAAUCCGUUUUACCUGAUACAGAUGUUUUGUACAUGACACGAAUUCAACGAGAGCGAUUCGAGAGUCAAGAAGAAUAUGAUAAGGCUUGCGGCCAUUUCAUCGUCACACCUCAAUUAAUGACCAGAGCAAAAAGACGUAUGGUGGUUCUACAUCCGUUUCCAAGAGUAUUCGAAAUUAGCCCGGAAUUUGAUUCGGAUCCCAGAGCUGCUUAUUUCCGACAAGCUGAGUAUGGUUUGUUUGUUCGUAUGGCGAUAUUGGCCAUGGUUCUUGGAAGGUGCUAAUAAUUCAUUAUUGUUUUAAGAUGGAUUUUAUUUUAUAUGGGAACAAAAAAAAUCAAUAAAGUAGUUUAAGCUAAAA
Messenger RNA from Onthophagus taurus, 6915 nucleotides. It is a transcript of the gene rudimentary, whose product is annotated as carbamoyl-phosphate synthetase 2, aspartate transcarbamylase, and dihydroorotase rudimentary. Gene Ontology annotation, molecular function: aspartate carbamoyltransferase activity; carbamoyl-phosphate synthase (glutamine-hydrolyzing) activity; metal ion binding. Lineage: Eukaryota; Metazoa; Arthropoda; Insecta; Coleoptera; Scarabaeidae. The record is from RefSeq and is a predicted model, not a curated record. Gene Ontology annotation, biological process: L-glutamine metabolic process; L-arginine biosynthetic process; 'de novo' pyrimidine nucleobase biosynthetic process. Gene Ontology annotation, cellular component: cytoplasm; carbamoyl-phosphate synthase complex.